Equus caballus (horse) is the source of this 366-nucleotide messenger RNA. RefSeq names its product motilin (gene MLN). Gene Ontology annotation, cellular component: extracellular region. NCBI's taxonomy places the organism in Eukaryota, Metazoa, Chordata, Mammalia, Perissodactyla, Equidae. Gene Ontology annotation, molecular function: motilin receptor binding; hormone activity. The record is from RefSeq and is a predicted model, not a curated record.
AUGGUGUCCUGCAAGGCUGUGGUUGCCCUGCUGGUGGUACACGUGGCCGCCAUGCUGGCCUCCCAGACAGAAGCCUUUGUCCCCAUCUUCACCUACAGCGAACUCCAGAGGAUGCAGGAGAAGGAGCGGAAUAGAGGGCAAAAGAAAUCCCUGGGCCUCCAGCAGAGGUCUGAGGAGGUGGGCUCUCUGGACCCCACAGAGGCCGCGGAGGAAGAAGGAAAGGAAGUUAUCAAGCUGACUGCUCCUGUGGAAAUUGGAAUGAGGAUGAACUCCAGGCAGCUGGAAAAGUACCGGGCCGCCCUGGAAGGGCUGCUGAGCGAGGUGCUGCUAUCCACACAGAACGGUAGGAGGGGGGCGACCUGUUAA